AUGCAGCUGUUGCAUCAACUGACCCUCCUACUGGCAUUAAACGCGCACUUUACCGUCGCAGUGCUCCGAUUACCACUCGCAAGACGUGGGCCUGAGACCGUUCGUAGACCGACCACCUCUGUCGUAUUCAAAGAUGCAGCGCACCGAUCGAGUCGCACUCGUGUAGAGACUGACUAUACGCUUGAAAACCCGAAGGUUAUUGCGGACAAUGGAGCCUUACGUCCUGGAAACCGUGUCAAGCUCCAGAAUUUUGGCAACGUGCAGUACAUUGGAUCCGUGGGAUUUGGGAACCCACCGCAAUACGUGGACAUGGCCUUUGACACUGGCUCUAGUGAUACGUGGAUUCCCGGUAUCCAUUGUGCCAGUUGUAGUCCCCACCAUCGAUUCGAUGUGUCAAAAUCGACGACUUUUUUCGACACGAGAGAGAAGUUCUACGAUGAGUACGGCAGCGGCUCCGUGUCCGGCACUGUGGGGGUAGACUCAGUUACUGUUUCUGGUUUCGUGGUAACGCACGUCCGAUUUGGUGUAGCUGUUGCUGAAAGUACACGACUCCAGACCUUUCUAGCCGAUGGUGUCUUCGGCUUGGGGUUCGAACACCUUGCUCGGAUUACUCGACCCACUGCGUUUGCAGCACUUGCAGAGCAACAGGCCGACUUGGCAAAUAUGUUUGCUUUUCAUCUCACAUCGGAAGCUUCUGUCAUAGGCAGUGAAUUGCAUCUUGGAGGGUACGACUUGUCCGUCGUCGGUCCCAAUGCAUCUUUCCACUACACGCCUGUGGUCCGACUGCCUCCAUUCGACUCGUUCAUGUACUGGACGAUCCAGAUGAAUGACUUUUCAGUGCUUUCUCGUCAUACGGACAAGAUGGACACCGACGUCAGCAAUGGGGCCAGUCCCGAGAAUUUAGCCGCUCUGAAGAUGUGCACGCCCUUUUGCUACGCUAUCGUCGACACGGGCACGUCAUUGAUCAGCAUCCCAGCCAGUGACUUCAACGACGUAAUCCGUGAGAUCACUGGCGACAAUGACUGCGACGGCGUCUACUGCAACGCUGUAUCGUUCAGGGACUUCCCCGUGCUGCGCUUUGGCAUGGUGCCCGACAAUGUCUUUUUGCUGCAGCCUCAGGACUACCUCUCGUGUCUCGACUAUGGUCGGUGCACGCUCCAGUUGGAAGAGACAAGUGAUCCCUACUGGGUCCUCGGAGACGUCUUCCUUAAGACGCACUACACGCUCUUUGAUGCCGAGCACAUGCGCGUAGGCUUUGCGUGCAACGGCAGCGUCUGUCAAGGCGGCAGUGGCGACAUCUUUGGUGCGGACAAGGAAGAAGACGCGUUCAGUGCAUGGGAAACCGCUUUCUUACUGAGUGCGUGCUUUGCAGCUACGAGCUUGGUCCUCGCGGUCUUUCAGCUCCAUUAUCAUCACUACGAAGAUGACCAGGAAGCAAACGAGUCGUGUUUACGGCAAGACCGAGGCGUUUGUAGCUCGUUUUUUGCAUGGCGACGACAGAAGAAGUUGACGCAAGAGACGACGUGCAUGCAAGAGAAGUUAGAGCAGCCGCUACUGCUCAAUAACGGCGACAAGAAGCGUCAGUACGCGGCUGCGGGGCACAUUUACGUCGGUGGUAGGUAG
This is a messenger RNA of Peronospora matthiolae, 1623 nucleotides long. Lineage: Eukaryota; Oomycota; Peronosporomycetes; Peronosporales; Peronosporaceae. The record is from the annotation of a GenBank genome assembly.